UCCGUCCUCUGAUUGGCGGAUGUUGGGUUUGUUUUUUUCGGGGUGCUGGUGGUGCUGCGAAUUGAGAUCGCGAUUCUAACAGACUGCACAUUAUUUUCGUCACGACUGCGACAGAAACAGAUCUGGCAAUCCGACAGCCGUAUGAAUUUCUUACUCUGGAUGUGUUUCAUGGUUUAUAUAAAACCGCCGAGAUUCUAGUGUGGCUUCUGUUUUUUUGUGGGCGUGACCUCCCAUGCGGCAGGCUCCAAACCCCAUGCUGGGCUCUAGCUGAUGUAUCAGCGUUUCCUUCGGGUUAAAGCAGCUAAACAUCUGUUCGCGAUACAUUAGGCCUAUCGUUUCAGACAUGGUGAAGCUGUCGAAGAUUAAAACUUUCCAGGCAUACCUGGACUCCUGUGAGCGUAAGUAUAGCUGUGUCCAUUGCCGGGCACACCUGGCCAGCCACGAUGAGCUGCUGUCUAAGUCUUUCCAAGGCAGCCAGGGACGGGCCUACUUAUUCAACUCUGUGGUGAACGUGGGCUGCGGGCCAGCUGAGGAGCGCCUCCUGCUGACAGGACUGCACGCGGUGGCGGACAUUUACUGCGAGAGCUGCCACACCACCCUGGGCUGGAAAUACGAACAAGCUUUUGAACUCAGCCAGAAGUACAAGGAGGGGAAGUUCAUCAUCGAGGUGUCCCACAUGAUCAAGGAUAAUGGGUGGGAGUGAGACGGUACCCCCGUCACUCCCAAAGGACUUACAGAUACAGCACAGUGCUUGUAAAUGAGUGUUUUUAAAUGCCCCCCCCCCCAUGUAACUUGGACUGCUAUGUCUGUGUUUAUUACGCACUUGUGCCCAUGGAGAAAUGCGACCCUUCGGAUUCUGUGGUUUAGUAGAAUACAUGGUUUAUUGCAGGACUCCUGGAUUGCAGAUUACAUUAAUAAAUACUCUCUUUGUGUUUCUAAGCUAGUUUGCACAAUAGAUUCUGCAUUUGUAUUUUUUUCCCACAGGUUGAAUAAUAUGAAAGCAAGAAUAGUAUGUAGAUGUAGAGGGAGAGCAUGUGAAAUGGCUGCUGUGUAUGAGGAGACUGUAAAUACUUCUGUCAGGUUCAGCUGACGUGUAUGAAGUACAUUAUGAUGGUGUGAUAAGUUUGUGUGCUAUGUGUUUUGGGGGGAAAUGUCUGUAAAUAUGUAUAGAAUCGAAGUGUGUACAGUGUCUCAGUCUCAGAAAUGUCUGACUGUACAGUCUUAAAAAUAAAUAAGGAAACUGAUCCUGGACAUUAUUGUAAAAUGAUCAUAAUAAAUUAUUUAUAGUGUCUGGCA
Molecule: messenger RNA, 1296 nt
Organism: Brienomyrus brachyistius
Lineage: Eukaryota; Metazoa; Chordata; Actinopteri; Osteoglossiformes; Mormyridae
Product: protein yippee-like 3
Exons: 5
Coding region: 344-703 (119 amino acids)
Source: RefSeq, a predicted model, not a curated record